Molecule: messenger RNA, 5350 nt
Organism: Pocillopora meandrina
Lineage: Eukaryota; Metazoa; Cnidaria; Anthozoa; Scleractinia; Pocilloporidae
Source: the annotation of a GenBank genome assembly
GGGCACUUUUAACUUGAGUCUUUUUUAUUGAUAUCCUUUUGGUCUCUAACCCUGAGCUUAUCAGUGACAAAGAAUGAAAUACAGCCUGUGGCACUAUCAUUUCAAGGUCUUUCAAACGUUGUUAUUUCAGUUUAUCGAGUCUAAUGUCUUACUCUUUAUAUUACAGUUAUCAACCCGGUUAAAGUUAAACAGUCUGGCGUGCGUCAUCAUGACCCUGGCCCAAGGUAAUUACGUUCAUAAUCAUGCUAAUUCAAGCUGUUUAUAAGCGGAAUUCAAUUGGAAACAAACACUGAUAUCAUGUUUUAUGCAAAAAAUUCCAUCAGUAGACCACGACGCCAUUUCUAGACUGAAGUUACGUAAAAAGAAGUUGGACUUUCCAGAGUAACACGAUAGGUGAACCGAGCCAGCACCUAAUAUGCCCCUGCUUGCUUUGAGCGUUAUGCUCCUUUGCAGUUUGGAUGCUGCUUUAAGUUCACCGGAUCAGUGGCUCGCACAAAUGAGGUAUUCGCGAUCAACAAGUGAUUCCAAGUGUUACAGUUUUACCGAUGGCCCCCUCAGUUUCUGCUCGAGGAGUGGUUACAACACUACGUUCAAAUACCCAGAAGAAUUGACGGAUUCAAUACUUAAAGGUGUCGCCAUGUAUGUCCAACAAGUGGUUUCGACUUUCGACAACUGUUCUAUGGAUGCCAUUGUAGGAGAAUCGUUAAUGUGCUCCUUCUUCAUCCCACACUGUUCAGGCGGAAAACGAAUUUACCCUUGCAAGCGGGUCUGCGGAGAGUUUUUGAAGAAAUGCUUGCAUAGGAUUCCUGCAAAUUUUGCAGAUUACCUCAUCGCGAUUUGUCAUACGCUUCCAGAUAAAAAUGGUGAUCGGGAGUGUUUUGAGCCACCGAACUUCAAAACAAACGACAGUGUCAAAGGUUAGGGUAAUUCAGAGAAUUAAUCUAAAUACUACUAGCGUCUUCAUUAGGUUCGUUUAAAGUGAGAAUUGAGUGCUUGCGCUAAUUAGCUCGGUGGAUAUUCUGUGUGCACUUCAAUAUGUCGCUUAAUUUCUAAGUUCUGAAAAACAACUCAACUUUUCACAUGCAUUUUCAAAAAUUUUAUUCAAAUUCAAUAAAAAUACGAAGGUUUUAAAAGAUGGCAAAUUUGGAGCGUUGCAGGCGUAAAGUAGGUAAACUCUGCUAAAAUCUUCCCCCAAAAUGUUAGAAAACAGUGGCACAAAACACUCGACUGACUUGGUAGGAAAACAUGCGAUCUCACGGGAUAUUCCAUGCAUGAUCGCACAAACUGAAUGCUCUUUUGUGAUGUGUUUAGUGUUCAUGACUUUUACGUAGAUGUUUUCUGUUUGAAAGAUAUGCUUUGUUUGUGAUCUGAUUGGAUUAUUUGCAUGUGGAAUUUCAAAGCAAGUCCAAAUUCCAGUUCCGGCUGUAUGCAGAUAGAUGUCGUUACUUAACAGGGCUCUCGCUUCUUACCUGAUCUAAUUUACUGAAAAUAAUUCGUAGAUCUGUGCUAUGGCCAAACAUGACACUUCGUAGGUACUGAUUUUUUCCGAUGUGUCGUAAGAGCAGAUACAUGCGCAGAGAAAGUUAUAUUUUUUUGAGCGAGAUCCUUCGUGAUUACAACCAUUCCAACCUUUUGCAUCGAUCAAUUGAAAGCUUCAACAAUCACCCCCACCCAACCCCCUCUGGGCAAACUUACAGGCAUUUAACUUUUGAAUUAAGGUUCGUUUAAAUUUCCAAACCCUCCCCCCUCCCCCCUCCCCCCUGGCGAAAAUUGUGUUCGAGAGCUCCACCCAAGUACAAUUUUUUUAAUGGAACGAUUCUUUGUGUGAUCAACGAAAGUAGUAGAAUUUACCAAAAUUUUUUGUUUGCCAUUGUUUGGUUUUGGUGUUGUGAAUAUUUAUAUCUGAUUAAUUUGCUUACGAAAGCGAAUUCUUACCUUUUAACUCCCUGUAAAUUCAACUGGUAUAAAUUCCCAACCUUACCCAGGCAAGGUUCAAACUCCCCACCCCCGGGGCGCGACGACAGUCAAAUGCUCAUGUAUACAGUGGAUGGCUUAGAGCACGUUAGGGUUUCUAUUUCGUAGUCGUUCCCAUAACUGAUACUUUAGAUAAAGUGAGCAGGGAGGAAUUGGAACGGACCCCCUCUCCCUUUAAACCUCGUAAUUUCUCGAACCCUCCCUUUCCAAUUCUCUCAGUUAUAUCCUUGGUAGAGACCACCUCACCUCCCAGGCUCCCCUGCGCUUCAAAAAUAAAAAAAGCAGCAAUCAUUCUUAAAGAAAUACCUUUACAUUUUUAUCACUAUUUUUUUAACAGGUCCCUUAGACCGGGGCUGUCAAGAACUGAUUCUUCCAGCAUGUAAGAAUCUUGGUGUGUCCAACCACACUCUCUUAUCAGUGGCGUUUCAGAAAACAUUGUAUGGGUUCGCAUACAAAAAGCCUUACCUUGCAGGAAACGUGGACCCAGGAUUUCCACCAAACGUGCAAGAAGUUUUAAAAAAGUAUCCUAAGUGUCAGGAAAAUAUCAAAAAGCUUUAUUGUGGAGAGCGUUUCCCACCUUGUUUCAAAGAGGAGGGGAAAGGAUUUUACUCCAUUUGUAAAUCGGUUUGCAGCGAAAUUCUUAGAGACUGUCCGAACUUUUUCAGGUAUCUAUGUCUUCGUUGCUUUUUUUGCAGGUGGUUGGCGAUUUAAGAAGAAUUUAUCAGUUACGAGUGGGGCUAUUUAUGGUCUCUUCGGAGUAGCAGUUAGGGAAUGUCAUGUUAUUAUAUCUCUGUGAAGAUUACAUCAAUGUCAUGAGCUUGUGACCCUUACCCGAUAUAUGUCUAGUUAAGGAAACAGUCAUAAUUUAUCGCCGGGGGGGGGGGUGGUGGAGGAUUUUGCAGUGAACGAUGAAUCUUAACUAAUGCCCCCAUAAGGCUCUGCUUUUUGUUAUGACCCUCCCCCCUCGUCAUUGGCAGUUAAUUGGUAGUCAGUUAUCUGUAAUUCCCCCCUUUCUACUCUGUUAGCAAAGACUGGUCCCCCUCCGCUUGCCCUGAAAACCACGUGAACCCCCAAAAUUCUCCACAAACCCCCCUUCCUCCCAGGCGUUUUUCAAUGACUGGUACCUAAAAAAAUCAAACAAAGUGUUCAGAGCUAGUAUUAAAUUUGGCUUAUUGAACUGUUGAACUAUUGAAUCAGUUUAGUCCUUUUGAUUUAUUUGGACAUUCUUUGGUAGAGAUGAUUUGCGAGAAGCCGAGUUUUGUGCCAUAUUGGGAACAGGAAAUACAAGUCAUGGAUACUGUAAGCGUACGGAGUGGCCGGCGCCAUUUAGUUGGAUACGCUAUGUUUCAGGUCAGUUCCAAACAUUUUAGGCUCUAAAGGCAGCAACUAAAGGGCAAUAUUUUAUUCGAUCAUUUAAUAGGUCAGUAGUUCGUUUGGAGGUCUAACUGUCUUCCACCAGUCAGGAUUUUUAGUGAUCUAUCUGUGUGUCAAGAUCAGUCUGUGAAACAAACGUUUUUUUUUAUAAGGUUACUUGGUCGGCUAGAAAUAUUUUUCGGUUGGUCUUAGUCAAUUCGAUUCAUAGUCAUAAGAAAGCGAACAAAUAUCUCUGUCCUAUUUUCCAAUUUCAUUUAAAUGUUUUCUGAAGUCGAACACCAGCAGAUCACGACACUCGUUGGCUAUGGUUCCUCAUUCGGGUUGUGGCUUAGAUUUGUAUACGCUUGCUCAGUCGGUUUCUUGGCUGGGUCAGACAGUAAGUCUUUUGGUCUGUCAGUCAGUCAGUCAGUCAGUUUGUUGGUCUGUCAGCCGGUCAGUCGGUUAGUCAGCCAGUCAGUCAGUUAGUCAGCCAGUCAGCCAGCUAGUCAGUCAGCCAGCCAGUCAGCCAGUCAAUCAGUCAGUCAGUCAGUAAAUCAGUCUGUCUGUCAGUCAGUCAGUAGUCAGUCCGCCAGCCAGCCAGCCAAACAGUCCAUCAGCCAGCCAGUCAGGCAAUCAACCAAUGAGGUUAAAGGAUUCUGUACCACGUGGUAAAAAUUAGUGGCGUGACGGCGAGAUCGCCCAAAGUUACUCCAUAUACUUCUGCGGCUCAUUUUAGCAUGAUGAUAUAAAGAAAAUGUAAGACUUUAACAAGACUUCUCCUUCAUCGUCAUUUUUCAGAGGAGGCAUGGCAGUCCACGAAAGAAGCUCCAACUGAAAGCACCAAGUCAAAAGGUUCUAAAACAUGGGUGAUUGUGGUGGCUGUGUUAGCGGCAUUUGUCGUUGUAGGAAUGAUCAUAUUCGUGGCCUUGUAUAUGAAGUGGCGACGCGGUUCUCUGACCUCUGGGUACAAGAAACAAGAAAAUGAUACGAUUACUCUGGAGAAUUCAGUUGACCUCUGAAUGCCGACAUCACCUCCAGUAAUGCUUAGAGAACUUAGAAGUAAUAAUAAGAAUUUUCACGAAUAUCAUGAUGCACCCUUGUCCAAAUAUAAGAAAUAAUAAGAAGCAAGUAAGCAAAUCUUGACGAUUUUGAAAUCUCCUUUAGCCGAUUAGUGUUUUUGCAGAGAAAUUACCGUAAAGACUCGCAGAUAAGCCGCACCUACGAUUUUGAUCGCAAAUUUUUGGAAAAAAAGGUGCGGCUUAUCUGCAAGUCUUUACGGUAUAUCAAUCUGUCAACUUAAAAAACUUGCCAAUUUUAAAAAUUAAACUUUUUUGUAAGACUAAACGAUUCAACGCCGAAAAGGGAGCGUCACUCACGUGCUCUGAUGGUACUAGGAUGCUUCUUGUUAAUUUUUCUCAAGAACUCUGCUGGAAAAACAAGACAGGGAUGACGAGAUAUUCAUAGCGUGUAAGUAGGUCUCGUCACCAGCGCUGCGGGUCCCAGACACAAGCUUUUCCGCCCGCGGGAAGAUUUGAGACGAGUCGGGGAGAGGUUUUCCGGAGGUCCGGCACUUAUUAAUUUUUAGGAGUGCUAGACCCCUUUCAGACCUCCCUCUCUCUCUCUCUCGCCGGCUUGCAAUGCUCGAGGCCUCUCACUAAAAUUCUUGCAGGCGAAGAAACGCUUGCGCCGAAACGCUGAAAAAAGAGGGCCUGUCUGUUGGAAAAGUAUUCAAUAAAUCAGUUAUCCAGUUGUUAUCCAUCUCCUUGGAAGCAGACGAAUAAACAAAACAGUAGUGUAGUGACUUCUGCAUUGAAAAAAAAACAUUGUCUGUCUCGCUCACUUGUCUGUUGAAGACCAAUCUCAAGUUAUAUUUGAUGUGGUCAAUUGAGGCGAUGAAAGCAAAUACUCGUUUAAACAAUAUAAUUAAGGUAAUUUUUAUUUAAAAGAAAAAACCUUAAUGGACCCCCCUCUUAUGAUAAGAAAUGGCAUCGUUUAUAAUUUCAUGUCUAAAGGAUGAUCCUAC